UUUCAACUGCCAUUCACACUUUGUGAAACCAAAACAUGUGCCGCUCUUGCUCUUAUAGAAAACAUUUGUAAAUAAUGCCGACGCCAGUAAAUAAUAAACCCAAUGAAUCAACAAUAAGAGUGCCCUUUGAUACACCAAAAUAUGCAGAGAUUGCAUACCGGGUGCUAAGUGUUGAUCAAGAACCACGACGCAAUUUUGUGCAGAAGACGCUCAGCUUGGAGAGCGAUGUGCUAGUGGUGCACUUUAAAGCCGACCAAGUAAAGAAUCUGCGAACAGCCAUAACGUCAUUCUUUGAAUGUCUGCUGCUUUGUCAGGACACAAUAAAGCAAUUUGGUGAAACAGAGGAAAACAAUGCCGGAACACAGUCCAGCACCGACACCGCAUAGAGCUAUCUAUGGCUUUGCGUUUUAUA
Molecule: messenger RNA, 412 nt
Organism: Drosophila busckii
Lineage: Eukaryota; Metazoa; Arthropoda; Insecta; Diptera; Drosophilidae
Gene: Tcs6
Exons: 2
Coding region: 75-386 (103 amino acids)
Cellular component (GO): EKC/KEOPS complex
Source: RefSeq, a predicted model, not a curated record